CCUCACGCACCUUCCACUUUCCGUUACUUUGACCUCACGCUAUAAUCAGUUGCUGCCCAUCUUACCUCUCCCAUCUUACCUGCUUGCUCAUUCUGUCUAACAUGGAGCUCUCUGCUGGUUCUUCCUCGAAUACCAAUCCGUCUACCACUUCAGAGGCGUCAUUUAACUCCGGAGACGCUACUUCGGAGUCUUCGUCGCACUCGAGAGACCCUCACGCUGAGCUCGUUGACGAACUAGAACACCACCCUUUUACCACCAGCGCGACCUUGAUAAGGGCGGUAGAGACUCGACGAGAAGCCUUGCAGCGAGGCAUAACCCGCGACCAGUAUUUGGUUUAUGCAGGUGUCCCUCCAGAGGUAUUCUCGAAACUGGUCGAGGAGAAGUCGCGAGUCAACAAGUCUAGCCGCUUUACGUACAGCAACAACACAGGCACCCUCAUCAUCAAAGUCAUGCUGCAUCCUGAACACGACAUAGCAGCGCGGAGAUUCGAUUUGCUUAUCGCUUCGGAGCUGGAUACCAUGGGUGUACAUGAUAUAGACCCCCUUGGAUCGACCACCGUCACUAUCGGCUCCUGGAAAAAGGAAGCAGAUUGCUCCUGGGGUCCUUUCCAACAGCGCGCUGAACUCAAUCUUGCGGUCGAAAUAGGUCUGUCGGAAUCCAUGCGCCACCUAGCUACGGACGCGAGAGGCUGGUUAGAGACUCCUUCAUCGACAGUUAAACUUGUUGUGACGAUUUCCAUCGACCGGACGCAGCCAGAGGUCGUCUUUCGUCGUUGGGAGUUGGCUCCCAGGAGCUACCGUCUAGUCACACGGUCUUCCCCUGCGUCAGCUAGAAACUCUUCAACAACCCGGGUAUACCGAGUCAAUAACACGACAUCCGUCGAUGGGGGAGAACUUGUGCUACCUUUCGACAAGAUUGUGGGACGUCAAGCAACAGGACCUCAUGAAAGAGACAUUAUACUCUCGGAGGGAGCACUGCAGGAUUAUGCUGAGAGACUCUGGGUCAGACAAGGUUUCAUGUAGUAUGCGUACCUAUUCCACUCGGGGAAACAAGCAAGUCAAUCGGCUUGUGGAUUACCAUCAGUACGACAUUGCUUACUAGUAUGGAUGGAGACUAGCUCUUAUUGUCAUUAGAAUCACAGUCAUUAAAAUCACAGUCAUUAAAAUCACAGUCAUUAAAAUCACAGUCAUUAAAAUCACAGUCAUU
Aspergillus novofumigatus IBT 16806 is the source of this 1206-nucleotide messenger RNA. RefSeq lists its product as uncharacterized. The record is from RefSeq and is a predicted model, not a curated record. Lineage: Eukaryota; Fungi; Ascomycota; Eurotiomycetes; Eurotiales; Aspergillaceae. The transcript has a single exon. The coding region runs from base 102 to 1022 and encodes 306 amino acids.